AUGUGCCAAGACGUCACUCGCGACUUCCUCAAGGCCUUGCCAAAAUGUGAGCACCACAUGCAUCUGGAAGGAGCUCUCACGCCGGCGGUUCUGUUCAAGCUGGCGGCGAAGAACAACAUCUCACUCCCAAGCGACGAUUCCGCCUUCACCUCAGCGGAAACAUUGCUACAACGAUAUGAACGCUUCAGCUCCCUGGACGACUUCCUACACUACUACUACAUCGGCAUGAGCGUCCUCAUCACGGCUUCAGACUUUGAAGCUCUAGCUUGGGAUUACUUCGAGCACGCGGCAGCCGAUGGAGUCGUUCACGCAGAGGUUUUCUUCGAUCCACAAGCGCAUCUGUCGAGGAAUGUGUCGUACGAGACCAUAUUGCAAGGAUUCAAUGCUGCUCGGGUGCGUGCACAGCGAGAGUUUGACAUAUCGAGUGAAUUGAUCUGCUGCUUCAUGCGCCAUCUCCCGGCACCUGACUGCGAGGCUACGUUCAAGCUUGAGGAUGUUCAGGCCAGUUAUAAGCGAGGUGAUGUGGUUGGCAUCGGCCUCGAUUCGAGUGAGAACAAUUUCCCUCCCGAGCUCUUCAAGUCACUAUACGCCGGCGCCAAAUCGCUAGGACUCAGACGGACAGCACACGCCGGCGAAGAAGGACCGUCCAAGUAUAUCGAGGACUCCUUGGACCUCCUGGACGUAGAGCGAAUCGACCAUGGCAUUCGAAUAGCAGAAGAUCCUAAACUCAUGGAACGUGUCGCAAAGCAAGGCACGCUGUUGUCCGUCUGCCCCAUCAGCAACGUCUUGUUGCAGUGUCUCACGAGUGUCGCCGAGGUGCCCAUCAGGAAGUUCAUAGACGCUGGAAUCCGGUUCUCGAUCAACAGCGAUGAUCCAGCAUAUUUUGGCAACAACUACAUCCUGGACAACUACAUUGCUGUACAGAAUGCCUUCUCCCUCAGCCAUAGUGAAUGGAGAACUGUUUGCGAGAACAGCAUACGAGGCAGCUGGUGCAGCGAGACGAGAAAGGAAGAGAUGCUGGCUCAGCUGAAAAGCGUCGUCGACAACGCAUAG
This is a messenger RNA of Zasmidium cellare ATCC 36951, 1053 nucleotides long. RefSeq lists its product as uncharacterized. Gene Ontology annotation, molecular function: adenine deaminase activity. Gene Ontology annotation, biological process: hypoxanthine salvage; adenine catabolic process; purine ribonucleoside monophosphate biosynthetic process. Lineage: Eukaryota; Fungi; Ascomycota; Dothideomycetes; Mycosphaerellales; Mycosphaerellaceae. The coding region runs from base 1 to 1053 and encodes 350 amino acids. The record is from RefSeq and is a predicted model, not a curated record. The transcript is spliced from 4 exons. Gene Ontology annotation, cellular component: cytosol; nucleus.